AUGGAGUUGACUUUUGCAUAAAAGUAUAGAUUUACAUUAGAUAAGAAAAUAGGAUUAGGAGCAUUUGGUUAAAUAUAUUUAGGUAUAAUAGAGUAAUAUAAUAGGAAAUAAUAUCAAAACUGGAGAAGAAAUUGCUAUCAAAUUAGUAACUGAAAUUCUAAUUAUUUAUAGGAAAAUGUGAGUAAUAACCAUUCUUAAUUGUUACACGAAGCUAAAAUUUAUAGAAUCUUAUUACUAGAUGGACCUGUACCUGGAAUACCAAAUUUACAUUGGUUUGGAUAGGAAGGAGAUUUUAAUGUAUUAGUCAUGGAUAUACUUGGACCAAGUUUAGAAGAUUUAUUCAAUUAUAAUGGAAGAAAAUUCUCACUUAAAUCUGUUUUAAUGUUAGCAGAUCAAGUAGAUAUUAAUCUUUUUAUCUAUAGUUACUUACAAGAAUUUCAUAUUUACAUAACAAAGACUUUAUUCAUAGAGAUAUUAAACCUGAGAAUUUCUUAAUUGGUCUAAAUAAAAAAGCUGAUAACAUUUAUAUGAUUGAUUUCGGUUUAGCUAAAAGAUAUAGAUAUUAAAGGACAGGUAAGCAUUUAUUAAAAUUAUAGAAACACAUAUUUAAUAUGGUGAAAAUAAUUAAUUGGUUGGAACAUGUAGAUUUUCUAGUAUCAAUGCGCAUUUAGGAAUUGAAUAAAGCAGAAGGGAUGAUUUAGAGUCCAUAGGCUAUAUGCUAAUAUACUUUUUAAGAGGAUCUUUACCCUGGUCAGGAAUUAAGACAGAAACUAAAAAAGCAAAGUAUGAAAAAGUGGCUGAAUGUAAGAUUGCUACUCCAAUAGAUAAAUUAUGUGAAGGAUUUCCUGGUAUUGAAAUAUAUUAAUAAUAGAGGAGUUUGUUAAAUAUUUUAAUUAUAUUAAGAGUUUAAAAUUUGAAGAGAUACCUGAUUAUGUUUGGAUCAAAAGAUUAUUUAAAGAUCUAUUUAUUAAAUAGGAAUAUACAUGGGAUAAUGUAUUUGAUUGGGCCUAAGAGACUAAAUGA
Messenger RNA from Paramecium pentaurelia, 1023 nucleotides. Lineage: Eukaryota; Ciliophora; Oligohymenophorea; Peniculida; Parameciidae. The record is from the annotation of a GenBank genome assembly.